Molecule: messenger RNA, 1410 nt
Organism: Penicillium arizonense
Lineage: Eukaryota; Fungi; Ascomycota; Eurotiomycetes; Eurotiales; Aspergillaceae
Product: fungal specific transcription factor domain-containing protein
Exons: 5
Coding region: 1-1410 (469 amino acids)
Biological process (GO): positive regulation of transcription by RNA polymerase II
Molecular function (GO): DNA-binding transcription factor activity, RNA polymerase II-specific; sequence-specific DNA binding
Source: RefSeq, a predicted model, not a curated record
AUGAGUCUCGACUUGGGGGAAGUGUGCAACAUCACUGAAUACGUUGCCUAUCCCUAUGCACUCGUGGAAAGCCUUCAUUCAAGGGUAAAAGAGCUCGAGGAAAAUCUUGCAGCCGGCAAAGAUGGCUCAACAUACAAUCAGCAUACGGGUGAACCAUCUACUAAUCCUCCGCUCGUAACUUCAGGGAAAUCGGCUUCACCUGACGUGAGCAAGGAAGCCGAAGAGGUUGGUGUCCUAGCCAUUGGUUUUGCUGACCGGUAUUCCCAAGCUAAAUACAUUGGUGCUGCUGCUGGUUCAACUUUCGCUCGAAUAUUCUUCAAACAAGUUGGAAUGACCAUUUCAUCGAACUCGGGUCCAGGAAAUGCAGCGGAUGAAGACGAUGGAAUGGCGUUCAUAGCUCUCAACACGGGCAGAGUUCUAUCAGUACGCGAUCAGGCAAUCGAUACAGCACUUCCUUCGCUCAGUAGUGUUGAUCAACUUACCGACCACGAGGCAAAAACUGCAACUCUGUUCCAUACCAGAUCGGUGUGGCUCUUUGUCCAUAUGAUCGACCUUCGGAAAAUUGCAGGUCGUAUUUUGGAGUCCAUUUACAUCGCCCGAGAUCGAGAUGGGCGAUGUUCAUCACUCACUUUCCAAGAGGUUUGCUCCAUCUCAGAAGAUCUACAUCGUCAAAUGGACCACUGGAAAAGCCAACUUGAUGCUGCAGAUAUUGGGUCACUACAAGCGGGCAAACUGAUGAGGAUUGAAUACUGCACGAUGUUGAUGCACUUAAAUCGUCCCUCGCCUGCAUUUAUGGUUCCCUCUCAAAAUAUGGUUGCAGCCUGCUCUCAUGCAUCAUCCAGUGCUCUCCAUCAAUGGGCAGCGAUGGCAUCUGAGUCUGGGAUCGAUUCUGUCUGUCGAUGCUAUCGUCACUUUCAUGAUAUUCUCAUGGCGGGCUUGGUUCGUCUGUACAGUGACUGGCACAUGCAAAGAUUUGCUCCGACAUCCAGAUCAAUUAUCCGAACCGAAGAUGCUGCAAUUUGUCUUGACUUGCUUAGCAAGGGAAUCGCCAAUCUUCACGACACCUCUCUCUCAAAAUUCCAGAUCAUGUUUUCUAACCUACGAGAGAAAGUUUAUGCUUCCAAAUAUGCCUUUGACGGUGCAAGCCAGGGUAUUUCCUUUUCCCAAACCACAGAAAUGCCAAUAUUCGCCGGUCCACCAGAUAUAAUGGGGGGCGGGGGAGACACCGAAUAUGUCCCCAAUACCGAUAUGGAUAUCAUGCCGUUAAGUUCAGAGGGCCUAGAGGGUUAUCUGAGCCAGAUGUCGACCAUUUUUGACAACGAGAUGCUUGAUAUCGAUGACACGCUGACAGCAUGGUAUGGAUCUGUUCUAAACGACAUUGGUGAUACUGAAAGCAUGCGAACGGGGUAA